Molecule: messenger RNA, 2116 nt
Organism: Paramormyrops kingsleyae
Lineage: Eukaryota; Metazoa; Chordata; Actinopteri; Osteoglossiformes; Mormyridae
Gene: doc2g
Product: double C2-like domains, gamma
Biological process (GO): spontaneous neurotransmitter secretion; exocytosis; regulation of calcium ion-dependent exocytosis
Cellular component (GO): synapse; membrane
Source: RefSeq, a predicted model, not a curated record
CCUCAGUGUGUGAGAGAGACAGAGGACAAGCAAGAAGACAUGAUGGAGACCAGGAAGGCAGGGGCACUCUGAGUGAGGAGGUGACAUAUCCAUUCUUUUUUUUCAUUCAAUAUUCAUUUUUUGAGCCUAAUCAAAAUGAGGGCCACGGUAGAACAAUCACAGUAAAUCUCCAUUUUUGUCCUGUAAGGUUGUUCAUAUUAUUCUACUAAAACACUCCACAUAGCAGUCAAGUUUUAUUAUGUCCAGCUGGGCACUACAGAGUAUUACUAGAGCAUGUACUAGAGUACUGAGGGAGAGAAUUAAUACAAUAUAGUAUAGAUACAGUGGCUGAACACUGCUGUUCAUUAACACUGUACUGAGACAGAAGGUUACAGUUCAGAUUAGAUACCACAGGCACAGUGACUUAACACUACUGAAAAUUAACUCUUCUAAGAGAGGUUUAAUAAAUUAUAGUGUAGAUACAGUGAUUAAGCAUUAACGAACAUUAACGCUGAACUGAGACAAAGUUAACACAGUACAGCGUAAAUACAAUGACUGAACACUAUGGAACAUUAACUCUGUACUGAGGGAGUGUUAACACAGUAUAGCAUAGAUACAGUGACUGAAUGCUAACACUGUACUGAGAGAGGGUUAAUAAAGCAAAGUAUAGAUACAGUGACUCAACACUACUGAAUAUUAACACAGUAUUGGGGGGGGGAGGGGGGGAGGGAAAGACAGGGAUAAGAUAGAUGAUCUUGACUCUAGCCCCACGCCCUCCUAGUCUCCCGUUCAUACAUUACCAUGAGUGUGUCCAAGCCCCCACCUCCACACUCCCAUUUCCAGCCCCCCAACCCCUCCUCACACCUGUCCCUGCCCACUGGGGGGGCCCCACUGGCCCCUGCAUCACCCUCCCCCUCCCCGGUGAAGAUCUCAAUGCAGGAGCACUUUGCCAUCAACGUCUGCCCCGGUCCCAUCAUGCCCAUCCCGCAGAUCUCCGACUUCUUCCCUCGUUUUCACGACUUCCCCUGCCCCCCUCCGGCCCCCCAACGAGAGCGGCAGGUAGUGCGGGAGGCAGGGCCCGCUGAGGGGGAGAAAGGGGACGUGAAGGAGGCAGAGGAACCCAUGUACUCCGACGACGAUGAGGACACAUAUCUGGGCACUCUGGAGUUCAGCCUGCUGUUUGACCAGGAGCACAACUGUCUGCACUGUACAGUUCACAAAGGAAAGGGCUUGAAGGCCAUGGACUCAAAUGGACUGGCUGAUCCAUACGUGAAGCUUCACCUACUGCCAGGAGCCAGCAAGGCAAACAAACUACGCACCAAGACCUUGAAAAACACAUUGAACCCAGUAUGGAAUGAGACACUGAUUUACCAUGGCAUCACUGCUGCUGAUAUGACUACUAAAACGCUCAGGCUCUGCGUGUGCGACAUGGACCGGCUGGGCCGCAAUGAGUUUAUCGGGGAGGUGAGGGUGGUGCUGAAGAAGCUGCGUGAGGGAGAGACCAAGCGCUACAACAUGGGGCUAGAGCGGCAGAUGCAGCACAAGGAAGGUAGCAGCCUGGCCGUGGAGCAAGGAGCCCCCGUGGCUGAGGAGGAGAGGGGCCGCAUCCUGGUGUCACUGUGCUACAGCCAGGAGAAGAGCAGCCUGUGUGUGGGCAUCAUACGCUGUGCCCACCUGGCAGCCAUGGACUCCAACGGCUACUCUGACCCCUUCGUCAAGAUCGUCCUGCAGCCAGAGGCGGGCAAGAAAUCUAAAUACAAGACAUCAGUGAAGAAGAAGACCCUGAACCCGGAGUUCAACGAGGAGUUUUUUUAUGAAGUUCCUCAUGACCAGCUGGCCAAGAAGACGCUGGAGAUCUCCGUGUGGGACUACGACCUGGGAAUGAGUAACGACUUCAUCGGGGGGGUGGAGCUGGGUAUCAACGCCAAGGGAGAGAGGCUGAGGCACUGGUUUGAGUGUCUGAAAUACAUGGGGAAGAAAGUAGAGUACUGGCACACACUGACACAGCAGGGUCAGCCGAGCAGCGACUGACACACUCACUGACACACACAGAGACUGACACACUCACUGACACACACAGAGACUGACACACACAGACACUGACACACUCACUGACACACAGAGACUGACACACACA